GUGUGAUUGUGUACUUAACUAGGAAUGAAUAAAGGUUAUGUCAGAACAAAAUGAUCGUCGUUUUCAGUGAUAAACAGACCUCCAAAGUGGUAUCGUGAUAUCAGUGAGAUAUAAAUACGUCCUUUUUCUAUAACAGACCGAUUUUAAAAUUGUUUCGUGCAUUUUUAAAGUGAAAAUAAUCAAAAAAAUAGGAUUUUUGCUAUUAAAAACACCACUGCACGGUCAUGGAGAACAACCCUAAGAUCGAGCUACGUUUACUGUGAAUUAGCCUUAACUAAAAGUUUCUAAAAAGUUUUAUCAAAAAUACCGAAAGAUAUGGCUUUAACUACAGUUAUUCUAACAAAAUACUGCGUUUUGGUGGUACUGGUUGCUAUAUCGCAAGCCCAAAAUUUGGAAGCUGAAAAAUUAGAGGCAGAGCUACAAUUGGAUGACCUGGAGUUAGCUGAUGCCUGUGAAAACCUAGCCAGCGCUAAUAAAAUCGCUUAUUUGGACAAAAAUUAUCAGGAAAAGAUUGAUGCAGAGAAGUCUUAUGGAUUCAUGCUAAAAACUCAUGCAGAUAUACUGAAAGACUUUAGUGACAUACCUUCCGAAUUGGAUAAAAAUUGGACAAGCCAAGUUAAACCUGGCGAUGGGUUGCUUCCAGAAGAAAAAUGGACCAAGCUAGUCACUUAUGUCAACCAAAUAGAAGAACUGUCCAACCAGGUAAAGUUGCCAUGUCUCGACGGGUUGCCGGAUUGUUUCAUCUCGAAAAACGAUUAUCAGAACAUCUUGGCAACAUCGCGAAACUCCACCCAACUCAGACAAGUGUGGAGCUCGUGGCAAGGCACUUACAAUGAAUCGUCCGUCGAGAAUUUUCCUGGACAUUUAGGAUUAUUGAAAGAUGCGGCAACACUGAAUGGAAUUGAGGAAGUGAGAGAAUAUUGGGAGUUUUUGAGUGAUUUCCAAGGGGGUUAUGCCCAAGCUGAUGAGUUUUGGGAGCAAAUUCAGCCUCUGUAUAAGAAAUUACAGGGUUUUGUCAAGAAGAGACUAUUUAGGUUUUAUAAUGUUACAGAGGAUAUGGAUGAAAUUCCUGUUUAUUUACUGGGAGGAAAUAAUGAUUGGUUGAGUAUAGCAGACAUCGUUUUGCCUCAUAGACAGCUGCAUUAUGAUUUUGAGACUGAUUUAAAAUACAAGACUGUACCUGAUAUUUAUAAGGACUCGGAAAAACUAGCUAAAAAUUUAUUUAUGGCAUCUUUGGAACAGAAAUUUUGGUUAAAUAGUCAUUUUAACGCGUCAUCGUGCGGUCCUCAACUCUUUGAAUACUGCAACAGCGGAUAUACAGAACUAUUUGAGUGUGAUCUCCCAUCCUGGACGACAUUUCUAGACUCUCAAGAAGCUACAGUGAAAAUAGCUUUAAAUAAUAUUGAUUAUGUCUCUUUACAGAGACAAAAACUAAGAUAUUCUGCCAUAGAUGACAGUUUAGGAAUCUUAGCUUCCCUGAUAACAGUGGAAAAUAUAAGUCACGAAGAAAUUUCUACUGAACAUGAACCAAGAAUGACAAAACUGUUGCUUGUGGCUUUGAGGUUCCUUCCCAGGCUGUCAUACUACUACAUGGCGGACAAAUGGAGAUUGGAACUUAUAGAAAGUGAAAAUAAAGUUGUCACAGAAAGUUGGUGGCAGUUCAGAAAAGAAUACCAAAGCUUGACAGGUCUAACAAACAAGGAACCAGACUUUCUGGAAGACCACAGAGUACUAUAUAACCAGCCUUAUAUUAGCAAAUUCUUUGGAAUACUAGUGGCCUUCCAGAUUUUUCAGUACUACAAAAAUAAUGCCGAAAAUCAGACGAAUUUUGUCAAAGAUAUUGGCCAUGAUGAUUCAUUUAGGUCAAUGAUUCUAGAAAGACACACUUCAGAUCCAGCAUACCUCCUUACACUGUACUAUGGCCUAGAAAUCACACCUACCGACAUAUUAGAUUAUUUUGCACCCCUGAUAACCUACCUAGACUCCGCCCCUGAUCACCAAGUACCUCUGGUCACCACUACAACAACCACAACUACCACUACAACCACUACAACGACCACCACACAGAAACCUCCCGUUACUACACGAGAAACAGCGAAAAACCACGAAGCAGACAACGAAAUAGCCAAUGACGAGCCUAAUCUUAACCCUUUCGCUAACAGUGGGAGUGACGAUAUGAUGAACAAGGACAGGCAUUGGCCGAUGUAUCUAGGGGUGGGGCUACUUUCAAUGGUGGGCGUGCUAGUAGGCGUGGCUUUGAUAUAUAAAAACGUCAGGAGAAGAAGGAGGAGUAAUAAUAGGAGAUUUGAUACGUAGAAAAGUGUUUUUAUAUUUUUUUUUGGUUUGGUUGAUAUUUUUUUGAAAAGCAUCACUAAUUUUUAAGACUUUUAAGUAAAAAAUGCGAAAAUAAGGUGUAAAUUUUGAUCUGAGACCUAUUAAUAGAAUUAUGAUAUAUAUUAUGAUAGUAGGUGAAUAAUUUUUAUUUAUUUAAAAAUUAGGUUUAUAACAUAAUGAUUGAUUUAUUUAUUGAUAUUGUUGUUGUUAGGGUUUAUUAUUAAUAUUGAUUAGUUUCUUUAAUUAUUUUGAAGUUCCUUUAGCUAAAGAUAAAUAGAGAAUGAUUGUACAUAUAGUUAGCUUAAAAAAAUGUAUAGUAUUUUUAUUAAGACUCUGUACUGUUUUGAUUUUAGGAAAAUAUACGAGUUUAUGUAAAUAAAAA
This is a messenger RNA of Sitophilus oryzae (rice weevil), 2716 nucleotides long. Its product is annotated as angiotensin-converting enzyme-like. Lineage: Eukaryota; Metazoa; Arthropoda; Insecta; Coleoptera; Curculionidae. The coding region runs from base 316 to 2316 and encodes 666 amino acids. The record is from RefSeq and is a predicted model, not a curated record. The transcript is spliced from 11 exons. Gene Ontology annotation, biological process: proteolysis. Gene Ontology annotation, cellular component: plasma membrane. Gene Ontology annotation, molecular function: metallopeptidase activity; peptidyl-dipeptidase activity.